Messenger RNA from Strongylocentrotus purpuratus (purple sea urchin), 1254 nucleotides. RefSeq names its product toll-like receptor 4. The transcript has a single exon. The record is from RefSeq and is a predicted model, not a curated record. Gene Ontology annotation, biological process: signal transduction. Bases 1 to 819 code for a protein of 272 amino acids. NCBI's taxonomy places the organism in Eukaryota, Metazoa, Echinodermata, Echinoidea, Camarodonta, Strongylocentrotidae.
AUGAACCCUAUCGAUUGUAACUGUGAUCUCAGCUGGUUUCUUGAUUGGCUAAACGGACCACUUAGCCUCACUUUCGUAGAUGAGGACGAUUUCGACGACGACAAAACCAUCUGUUCAUCGGCAUCCUUAGAGCCUCUUCGGGGCAAGCAUCUAAUUGAUUUUGAUCCUAGAGAGUUCUGUAGCAUCAACAUCGCACUCGUAUGUUUGCCUACCCUCGCCAUCAUUUGUCUGAUUUUCACCGUCGCACUCGUAUACCACAACCGGUGGCAGCUGAGGUACAGACUGUUUCUUUUCAAACUGGCAGCUGUUGGCUACGAGGAGAUGCGGGACGCUAGAGAUCAUAAUGAUUAUGAGUAUGACUUAAAUGUCAUAUUUUACGAUGAUGACGAAGAUUGGAUUCGCGAACAUCUGCGACCAGCUCUCGCAGAACAGCUUCCGCAGUUUCAGAGGAGUGUCUUUGGUGAUGCGGACCUCAUACCGGGAAUGCAUUACUUAGAUGCUGUUGACUACGUGGUGAGUCAUAGUUACAAAACCAUCGUAGUGCUCAGCAGAGCUGCUGUUCGUGAUCGCUGGUUCAUACUCAAGUUCCGUACGGCCAUGGAUCACGUGAGUGACACUCUGACUGAAUUCGUUGUCGUGGUCUUCCUCGAAGACAUCCCAGAUGAUGAAAUGCCGUUCUUGGCGAGGUUGUAUCUCAGUGACGGCAGACCCUAUAUUCACUGGACUGAGGACGUGAGAGGACAUGAGUAUUUCUUUGAUAAAUUGACAAAAAAUCUUACCAUUAAUCUCCGCACCAAUGACAGGAUCCCGAACGAGUAAAUAGAAUGUGAGAUAUGUUUAAAUUAAGUGUAUGUCUGAAUGGAGAAUUUUAAAAUGUUUGAAUAACACGGUUGAAAGAUUACGUUUUUUGAUAAACGCAUUACUUUUGUGCAGCUGUUGCACUUCUUUGCACGCCUCGCAAGAGCUUCUUGCGAUGGUUUACGGAGCCGUAAAAACACAUCGCACAUUAGUUUCAAGGCACUAGACCUGCACAGGGUUUGUGAGUUCACCUCAAGGAUUCUUGUAGGUAGGGGAGUAUAUUUGUUGGAAGGGAACAGGGCGCUCACGAGGAGACUCGACUACAGCUGUAGACACAUACGUGCAGAAAGACGCGGGAGUUGUGACCAUGGCAUAAUGUAGAAAAGGAGCAGCAUAAAAUGAUUUUUUUUUUGGUAAAAGAGAAAAAAUACUUACCCCUCGAACCUAAUAUUUCCC